This is a messenger RNA of Peniophora sp. CBMAI 1063, 954 nucleotides long. NCBI's taxonomy places the organism in Eukaryota, Fungi, Basidiomycota, Agaricomycetes, Russulales, Peniophoraceae. The record is from the annotation of a GenBank genome assembly.
AUGCUGCGUACACCGUUCUCUUUGGUCUGCUUCAUUGCGCUCGCCAGUGCAGCCAAAAAUGGCCCGUCGCACCUGGACACACUUGUGACAUUCGGCGACAGCUACACGGAUGCAGUCGUUACCGGAGACAACGCUACGGCAUGGCCCGUGUAUGCUGCAGGAUAUGCACACGCAACGCUGCGCCCAUUCGCCCGUUCCGGCGGGACUUGCACCAACACGCUCACGCCGCGCACGUUCCCAAGCGUAAUGGAAAGCCAAGUGCCACUUUAUCUGGAGGAGGUCCGGAACAGGAGCUUGAGGGUGGACUACGAGAAGGCACUGUACACGUUAUGGAUUGGUACGAAUGACCUGGGACCGAACACUCUCUUGACUGGCGAUGAGGUUAUGCCUAAUGCGACUAUCGCAUCCGUCACUGCCUGUACCAUUGACUGGGCGAAGGAGCUCUAUGCCACGGGUGUGCGCAACUUCCUCUUCCAAAAUAUCAUACCUCUUGAGAGGUUACCGAUAUACUCCGUCGACAGCUACCCAAAUAGGUACUGGACAGCCGAACGUAACACGACGGAAUGGCAUCUCUUUAUCCAUGAACUUGCCGUCGCCGGGAACACUAUCUCACGCUUGAUGUGGGAGUCGUUGCCAGCGAAACUGCCGCACGCACAUAUCGGUUACUUCGACUCGCACGCGCUAUUCACCGACAUCCUCGACGACCCGCGCAAGUUCUUGAAUGGCACUCUGGCGUCACCGAAUAUCACAGGUGCCAUCAAUGCGUGCGUGUUCCAACUCAACGAGAGCACCUCAGGCCCAGCGGACUGUACAGUCGCACAGGGCAGCGACAGGGAUAGCUUCAUGUGGUACGACGAGCUGCAUCCGAGCGAGCAAGUCGACAGAGUCGUCGCGCGAGAGAUUGCUGCCGUGCUGGAGGGUAGGGGUAGCAAGUACGCGACUUGGUUCUCUUGA